This is a messenger RNA of Ascochyta rabiei, 477 nucleotides long. RefSeq lists its product as uncharacterized. The record is from RefSeq and is a predicted model, not a curated record. NCBI's taxonomy places the organism in Eukaryota, Fungi, Ascomycota, Dothideomycetes, Pleosporales, Didymellaceae. The coding region runs from base 1 to 477 and encodes 158 amino acids. The transcript has a single exon.
AUGGCACCUCGCUCUGCCGACAAUCACGAUGCUGCAAUAGAUGCUCACUCACGCUCUGCUCUCGCCACAACAAAACAAAACCUCCGCUAUCUCUACAACCCCAAAACGGCAGGCGCUGGCGCUGUCUCAUCUCGCCGCACUCGCGCACUCCUACGCGUGCUGCGAUCCAGUUUGAUAUUCUUCUUCUGGCGCAUCGUGCGCUAUGCCAAGUAUGUCGCCAUUGGCUCUUUAGUUGCUACAAUAGGAGCAGGUGCAAUCGGCACUUUUGUCAGUGGCGCGGGCUUCGUGCUUGCACCAACAGGCAUUGCGGGCACAAUCAUCGCCAGUUCAGUUUGGGGGGUUGGCCGUUUCGCUAUAAGGAGGGUGAGGGGGAGAUGGGAAAGAGGACACGGAUAUGGUGACGCGGAGGAGAAGGCAGAAGCCAGGAGGAGUAGGGUUGCACAGAUGGAGCGCGGGCCCGAGGCGCUGCCGUGGUGA